Messenger RNA from Cebus imitator (Panamanian white-faced capuchin), 3784 nucleotides. RefSeq names its product kinesin family member 23 (gene KIF23). Gene Ontology annotation, cellular component: nucleus; microtubule; kinesin complex. Gene Ontology annotation, molecular function: ATP hydrolysis activity; microtubule motor activity; ATP binding. Bases 538 to 3180 code for a protein of 880 amino acids. The transcript has 22 exons. The record is from RefSeq and is a predicted model, not a curated record. Gene Ontology annotation, biological process: microtubule-based movement. NCBI's taxonomy places the organism in Eukaryota, Metazoa, Chordata, Mammalia, Primates, Cebidae.
CAAGAUAAUGUGGUGACUAGGAAGCCAGAGAGAGGGAGCCUAAGCCUCGGAGCAGAGCACAGCACAGGAAUACACUACUUUUCACCAGAACGACAUUCCGACCUCUGAAUCAAACCUGGAAUGGCCCUUCCAUUGAACUUCUUGUGAUGGAGGAAAAGAAACCCUCAGUUUUCUCAUAGCAAGAUGGAAGAGUUUGAAUGCAUACCUCAGGUCCAGCUCCAGCCCUGACACACGCCUCCGCUGUUCCUCGCAGCGUCGGUCGCCUAGGAGACAAGGGCCACUUCCGGCAACACAGUCACUUCCGGCAGCACAGUCACUUCCGUGGAGUUCCGGCCUCUCCUCGAGGGCGGGCGCUGAUUGGCCCGUUUGAAAUGCGCCUGGCGCGAGCUCACCUGAGUUCUCAGCGUCGCCGCCGGCCCCGCGGAGCGCCGCGCCUUAGCCGCGGAGUCCCAGUUCCAGCGGCCUGUCCCAGUGUCCCUCCGGCUUCUCCGGCUCCCCGUCCCGCGCGCGCGUUUGGGCGGCUUGGAGCCUGCUGCCAUGAAGCCAGCGAGGGCUAAGACACCCCGGAAACCUAUUGUGAAGAAAGGGUCCCAAACGAACCUUAAAGACCCAGUUGGGGUAUACUGUAGGGUGCGCCCACUGAGCUUUCCUGAUCAAGAGUGUUGCAUAGAAGUGAUCAAUAAUGCAACUGUUCAGCUUCAUACUCCUGAGGGCUAUAGACUCAACCGAAAUGGAGACUAUAAGGAGACUCAGUAUUCAUUUAAACAAGUGUUUGGCACUCACACCACCCAGAAGGAACUCUUUGAUGUUGUGGGUCAUCCCUUGGUCGAUGACCUUAUUCAUGGCAAAAAUGGUCUUCUUUUCACAUAUGGCGUGACAGGAAGUGGAAAAACUCACACAAUGACUGGUUCUCCAGGGGAAGGAGGGCUGCUUCCUCGUUGUUUAGACAUGAUCUUUAACAGUAUAGGGUCGUUUCAAGCUAAACGAUAUGUUUUUAAAUCUAAUGAUAGGAAUAGUAUGGAUAUACAGUGUGAGGUUGAUGCCUUAUUAGAACGUCAGAAAAGAGAAGCUAUGCCCAAUCCAAAGACCCCUUCUAGCAAACGACAAGUGGAUCCAGAGUUUGCAGAUAUGAUAACUGUGAAAGAAUUCUGCAAAGCAGAAGAGGUUGAUGAAGAUAGUGUCUAUGGUGUAUUUGUCUCUUAUAUUGAAAUAUAUAAUAAUUACAUAUAUGAUCUGUUGGAAGAGGUGCCAUUUGAUCCCAUAAAACCCAAUGAGAACUUUACAAAGGAAAAAGAACAAAUCACUGUAAGUCAGUUGUCCUUGGUAGAUCUUGCUGGAAGUGAAAGAACUAACCGGACCAGAGCAGAAGGGAACAGAUUACGUGAAGCUGGUAAUAUUAAUCAGUCACUAAUGACGCUAAGAACAUGUAUGGACGUCCUGAGAGAGAACCAAAUGUAUGGGACUAACAAGAUGGUUCCAUAUCGAGAUUCAAAGUUAACCCAUCUGUUCAAGAACUACUUUGAUGGGGAAGGAAAAGUGCGUAUGAUUGUGUGUGUGAAUCCAAAGGCUGAAGAUUAUGAAGAAAGCUUGCAAGUCAUGCGAUUUGCGGAAGUGACUCAAGAAGUUGAAGUAGCAAGACCUAUAGACAAGGUCAUAUGUGGUUUAACUCCUGGGAGGCGAUAUAGGAACCAGCCUCGAGGUCCAGUUGGAGAUGAACCAUUGGUUACCGACGUGGUUUUGCAGAGUUUUCCACCUUUGCCAUCAUGCGAAAUUUUGGAUAUCAACGAUGAGCAGACACUUCCAAGGCUGAUUGAAGCCUUAGAGAAACGACAUCACCUACGACAAAUGAUGAUUGAUGAGUUUAACAAACAAUCUAAUACUUUUAAAGCUUUGUUACAAGAAUUUGACAAUGCCGUCUUAAGUAAAGAAAACUACAUGCAGGGGAAACUAAAUGAAAAGGAAAAGAUGAUCUCAGGACAGAAAUUGGAAAUAGAACGACUGGAAAAGAAAAACAAAACUUUAGAAUAUAAGAUUGAGAUUUUAGAGAAAACAACUACUAUCUAUGAAGAAGAUAAACGCAAUUUGCAACAGGAACUUGAAACUCAGAACCAGAAACUUCAGCGACAGUUUUCUGACAAACGCAGAUUAGAGGCCAGGUUGCAAGGCAUGGUGACAGAAACGACAAUUAAGUGGGAGAAAGAAUGUGAGCGUAGAGUGGCAGCCAAACAGCUUGAGAUGCAGAAUAAACUCUGGGUCAAAGAUGAAAAGCUGAAACAACUGAAGGCUAUUGUUACUGAACCUAAAAUUGAGAAGCCGGAGAGACCCUCUCGGGAGCGAGAUCGAGAAAAAGUUACUCCAAGAUCUGUUUCUCCAUCACCUGUCCCUCUUUCUAGUAACUAUAUUGCUCAGAUUUCCAACGGCCAGCAACUCAUGAGCCAGCCACAGCUACAUAGGCGCUCUAACUCAUGCAGCAGCAUUUCUGUAGCUUCCUGUAUCUCGGAAUGGGAGCAGAAAAUUCCUACGUACAACACACCUCUCAGAGACACAUCUAUUGCAAGGCGUAGGCAGCAGGAGCCAGGACAAAGCAAAACUUGUAUCGUGUCAGACAGAAGGCGAGGGAUGUACUGGACUGAAGGCAGGGAGGUGGUUCCUACAUUCAGAAAUGAGCUAGAAAUAGAAGAGGAUCAUUGCUGCAGGAAUGCACCACCAAUUCGUCUCCGACACAGACGAUCACGCUCUGCAGGAGACAGAUGGGUAGAUCAUAAGCCCGCCUCUAACAUGCAAACUGAAACAGUCAUGCAGCCACAUGUCCCUCAUGCCAUCACAGUAUCUGUUGCAAAUGAAAAGGCACUAGCUAAGUGUGAGAAGUACAUGCUGACCCACCAGGAACUAGCCUCCGAUGGGGAGAUUGAAACUAAACUAAUUAAGGGUGAUGUUUAUAAAACAAGGGGCGGUGGACAAUCUGUUCAGUUUACUGAUAUUGAGACUUUAAAGCAAGAAUCACCAAAUGGUAGUCGGAAACGAAGAUCUUCCACAGUAGCACCUGCCCAACCAGAUGGUGCAGAGUCUGAAUGGACCGAUGUAGAAACAAGGUGUUCCGUGGCUGUGGAGAUGAGAGCAGGAUCCCAGCUGGGACCUGGAUAUCAGCAUCAUGCACAACCCAAGCGCAAGAAGCCAUGAACUGACAGUCCCAGUACUGAAAGAACAUUUUCAUUUGUGUGGAUGAUUUCUCCAAAGCCACGUCAGCAGCAGUCUUCCAAGUCAUCUUGUAGAGCUUCAGCUUUGUGGACCAUCACAGCCCUCAGCUGUAUCAUACACUGACCUAGAUCAAAGCUUUCCCUGUGGUUCCAAAGACAACUAGUAUUCAAUAAACCUUGUAUAGUAUAUUUUUUGCCAUAUUUAAUAUUAAUAGCAGAGGAAGACUCCUUUUUUCAUUGCUGUAUGAAUUUUUUUAUAAUGCUUUUUAUAUUUCAUGUAUACUUAAUAAACAUUCACACAAGUGUUUGUCUUAGAUGAUUAAGGAAGUAUAUAUCUAGAUCGUGCCUUAUUUUUUAUUGUGACUUUGUGCCAGCCCUGGUCUGAAUUUCUUAAGGUUUUAUAAACAAAUGCUGCUAUUUAUUAGUUGCAGGAAUGCACUUUAGAACUAUUUUACAAUUCAGACUUUCAAAAUAAAGAUGUCAAUGACUGGCCAAUAACCAUUUAGGAAGUUGUUUUGAAUUCUGUAUGUACAUAUUCAUUUUUUGACAUUUAGAUAUUACAAAAGAAUUAAAAGCACUAAGAAAUA